This is a messenger RNA of Suricata suricatta (meerkat), 795 nucleotides long. RefSeq names its product zinc finger protein 596-like. The record is from RefSeq and is a predicted model, not a curated record. Gene Ontology annotation, biological process: negative regulation of transcription by RNA polymerase II. Gene Ontology annotation, molecular function: DNA-binding transcription repressor activity, RNA polymerase II-specific. The transcript has 4 exons. The annotation marks the transcript as partial. Lineage: Eukaryota; Metazoa; Chordata; Mammalia; Carnivora; Herpestidae.
GAAUCAGUGACGUUUGAAGAUAUAGUUGUAGACUUCACCAAGGAAGAGUGGGCCCUGCUGGACACGUCCCAGCGAAAGCUGUGCAGAGAUGUGAUGCUUGAAAGUAUCAAUCAUCUGAUCUUUCUGGGCAUGGAAAGUCUCUGCAAUAAACAAGAAAUGAUAUUACCACGACAUAGCAACAAGAAGGGCAUAGCCCUGACUUCACCUAUGCAUGAAUCUCUUGCUCCAGAGGGUCCUACUGAAUGUACUGAUUUGGGUGAUGUGUUUACUCAGAGAUCUACAUUGACUCAACAUUUGUUAAUUCACCUCAGGAAGAAACGUUACAUCAGCAAACAGUGUAGAAUACCACUUCAUGAACAACCAUCCAUUUCUCAACACAGCGGAGUUCACACACGAGGCAAGUUGUAUACAUGUCAUGUGUGUGGGAAGGCAUUUAGUAAUUGCUUUAGCCUUAGGAGACAUGAGAUGGUUCACACUGGAGAGAAGCCAUUUAAAUGCCACCUGUGUGGGAAAGGCUUUGUACAAAGCUCUGACCUUAGAAACCACAAUCAAACACACAGAGGAGAGAAACCAUAUGAAUGCCAUGUGUGUGGGAAAGUGUUUUGUCAAAGUUCUGAACUCAGAUGGCACGGGAGAACACACACAGGGGUGAAGCCAUAUGAAUGCCACCAGUGUGGGAAUGCCUUCAGUCAAUAUUCUAAUCUUAGACGACACGAGAGAACACACAUUGGAGAGCAACGUUACGCAUGUCAGUUGUGUGAGAAAGCCUUUAGCCAUUAUUCUUCCCUUAGAUGA